GGUUGUCCCAUCACUAAAAUAAAAAUAUAAAUAAAAAAAUAUUUUAAAAACUACGCUUUAUUAUUGUGAACACUUCUAAAGACGGUGCUUUCUAUAAACAGUUGACUACAAAAUGGGUCAACUUUCUUUUGAGGAGGAUUGCUUAGUCCGCGAGCUGGAUAGUCGAUAUUAUGGCUUUCUGGACUUGUCAAAAUCAAAAAAUUCGGAAAUUAAAAGUCUGGUACAACAGACUGUAGCGAACUUUCAAAAUUACAUUGCUAAUGGACAAGCGCAUGAAAUGAAGAACGCACUUGAUAAUAAAAAUGUUAUACAAAAAUAUGACCCUUCAAAUGUAGUAGUUGAACAUAUGGAAAACACGUCGUCACAAAAUGAUGAAGACACAAAGAUUCUUGAUAAAGAAACUAAUGAAAAGAAUUUCAUCUGUGAUGAAAAACCACAAGAUGAACAAUACGUUAACGCUCUUUGUAAACUUGGUCACCUGCAUCUUCUUCUUGGAGAAUACUCUGAAGCUUUAUCUGCGUACCAGAAGUAUUUACGAUUCCGAGAAAAUAAUUACUGGACAAACCAUGCAUUUAUUUAUGGAAUAGGUGUCGCUUACUUUAAACUUCGGUGCUUUAAAUGGGCCAUAAAAUCAUUUCAGGAGCUUUUAUACUUAAGUCCUAACUUUACAUGUGCAAACGAAGUUCAUUUGCGAUUAGGUCUUAUGCUUAAACAUUGCGGGGAGUUUCACAUUGCAUUAAAACAUUUGCAACUGUCGCUGCUUUAUACAUAUCCUUCGACGUUUUCGGAACUUCAAGUAAAAUUUCAAAUCGCGCAUUUGUAUGAAGUCCAAAACAAGCACAAGGCAGCAAAGGACGGCUAUGAAUUUCUUCUAAAUGAAAAAAACAUUUCAUUGGAACUAAAAGCAGAUGUUUAUAGACAAUUAGGAUGGAUGUACCACUGCGUAGAAUGCCUAGGCGAAAAAAAGGAACGUGAAGCAAACGCAUUAAAUUUUCUUCAAAAAUCAAUUGAAGCUGAACCCAAGAGUGGACAAUCAUUAUACUUACUAGGAAGAUGUUAUGCCGGCAUCAAUAAAGUCCACGAUGCUUUCCUAGCAUACAGAAACUCGGUGGAGAAAAGUGAAGGCAAUGCAGAUACCUGGUGUUCCAUCGGCGUUUUAUAUCAGCAACAAAAUCAACCAACAGACGCACUUCAGGCUUAUAUAUGUGCAGUGCAAUUGGAUAAAGACCAUAAAGCCGCAUGGACCAAUCUGGGAAUACUUUAUGAGAGCUGUGGUCAAUUACGAGAUGCCUAUGCGUGCUAUUUAAAUGCAACCAAACAAAUAUCAUUCCAGAAGUCAUCAUUGUUACGAAGGAAACAAGCAAUACGCAUGAAAAAGGACACGAUUGGACUGUCGAAAGGCCUUUCUCAGAGAAUAACCUUUUUAGAGGGCCAGCUUAGUCAAGCACCAUUGCCCAGUAUUACAUCAAAGCGCCGCACAUUGUGUUCAAUUGAAGAAGCUUGGAAUCUGCCAAUAUCAUUAGAAAUGAACUCUCGCCAACAACAAACAGCGCAGAUGCUUCCAAGACAAAACACAAAACAAAGUCCAAUACAGGGGCCACCACCUCCUUAUCCGCACAGCCAACUCAGCCAAAGCCCUAUACCUGCGAAACGUAUUAAGGAAGAUGGCUCAGGCCAGCCAGAUUUAAUGCAAAACAAUAUUCAGACAUCUUCUCAACAUCAAAAUCUAAUAAACAUUUCAGAGACCUUAAGCCAGCGCAAUUUCAACACAAUGCCGGAGAGUAACAAGAUUUCGGAACAAAGUGUUUUAGACACUUUCGAUGACAUCUCAAAUGAUAUUUAUAAACAUAAUGAGACUAUAAAACUUGAGCGUUUAAGCCAAGAUGCGUUGAGUAACAAUUUAAAUGAGGACUCGAGGCACAAUAAAUAUAAUGGAGGAUCUACCUCCGAUUUAUCGACCACGUUCAAAAUACAAAUGGACUCAAAGCAGUUGAUGGCAGCUGUUAAACUGCUGCCGAUCGACGAACCGCCCGUACACUGCACUAUUUUGCAAGUGAAUGCUCCCCCGCCAUCUCCGCCCGAUUGCCCACCGCAAAAACUCACGAGGGAUCAACUCCUGCCACCCACUCCCUCUGUUCAUUUAGAAAAUAAGAAGAAUGCGUUCAGCCCCCAGUUGCAGGAGUUUUGCCUGAAACAUCCCAUUGCCGUUGUCCGCGGCUUGGCAGGCGCUCUGAAACUAGAUCUCGGUCUCUUUUCGACCAAAACGUUGGUGGAAGCCAAUCCGGAUCAUAGUGUGGAGGUCCGGACCCAAGUUCAUCAGUCACCCGACGAAAAUUGGGACACUUCGCAGGGCAAGCGAGUUUGGGCCUGCAUUUCCCAUCGGUCUCACACAACAAUAGCCAAAUAUGCCCAGUAUCAAGCAUCUAGUUUUCAGGACAGCUUGAAGCUUAUUUUACCGCAGGAUGAAAGCGAUAAGGGAUUUCCGGGCUCCCAAGCAAUGUCCGACUCAGACUCGAAGGACUCAGUAUCCAAUUCAAACAUUGUUUUAAAGCGAAAAAAACACAAAAUAAACAGCAAAAUGUUAAGAUUUGGCACCAACGUUGACCUCUCCGAUGAACGGAAAUGGAAACCACAACUAACAGAGCUACAAAAACUGCCAGCUUUUGCACGAGUUAUAUCUGCUGCCAAUAUGCUUUCUCACGUUGGCCACGUAAUUUUAGGCAUGAACACAGUUCAAUUGUACAUGAAAGUACCGGGAAGUAGGACACCCGGCCACCAGGAAAACAACAACUUCUGCUCAAUCAAUAUUAAUAUCGGUCCAGGGGACUGUGAAUGGUUUGCCGUUCCAGAUGCCUACUGGGGCGGAGUACACAACUUGUGCGAGAAGAACAACAUUAGCUAUCUGCACGGUUCGUGGUGGCCCGUCUUAGAAGAUUUAUACAAGGAGAAUAUUCCGGUUUACAGAUUUAUACAAAAGCCCGGAGACUUGGUUUGGGUUAAUGCUGGAUGUGUUCAUUGGGUUCAGUCGGUGGGAUGGUGCAAUAAUAUUGCGUGGAAUGUUGGACCAUUAACUGCCCGUCAGUAUUCUCUUGCCAUCGAACGAUAUGAAUGGAAUAAAGUGCAAGCUUUCAAAAGCAUUGUUCCGAUGGUUCAUUUAAGCUGGAACCUUGCAAGGAAUAUUAAAGUCUCCGAUACCAAACUUUUUGAACUGAUCAAAAUGUGUUUGUUGCAAACGUUGAAAAAUGUGUUGCAUAUACAAGAGUACGUUAAAUCGAAAGGUGUGGAAAUACGUUUUAAUGGCCGCGGGAAGAAUGAAGCCUCCCAUUAUUGCGGACAGUGCGAGGUUGAAGUAUUUAAUGUACUGUUUAUCAAAGAACAGGAGAAACGACACGUUGUUCACUGCCUAUCGUGUGCCCUUAAACUUUCUCCAUCGUUGCAGGGCAUUGUUUGCCUAGAGGAGUAUCGUUUAUCUGAGCUGCAGCGCGUGUACGAUUCGUUCACUUUACACAGAACCCAAGGACUAGCAUACACUCAGUAGUUGUAAUACGAGGAACCAUUUUUAAUAUUGCAGAUUUAAUAUAUAUGUAUAUUUUACAAAGUA
Molecule: messenger RNA, 3601 nt
Organism: Drosophila rhopaloa
Lineage: Eukaryota; Metazoa; Arthropoda; Insecta; Diptera; Drosophilidae
Gene: Utx
Product: lysine-specific demethylase 6A
Exons: 15
Coding region: 113-3538 (1141 amino acids)
Biological process (GO): regulation of gene expression
Cellular component (GO): MLL3/4 complex
Molecular function (GO): chromatin DNA binding; protein binding; RNA polymerase II cis-regulatory region sequence-specific DNA binding
Source: RefSeq, a predicted model, not a curated record